AUGCCCCAACUUUGCCCAUACUCCAGAAAGAUGUGCUCUCGUGGGUCUUGCCACAGCCACGAAACCUCCUGCCACGAAUCCCGCUCCUCCUGCCACGACUCGGGGCCUUCCUGCCAUUACACCAUCCAGAGGCAGCCUGUGCAGAAGUACAGCUACGUGACGCCCUGCUGCCCCCCCGUGCAGCCUUACUGCCCCCCCGUGCAGCGCUACUGCCCUCCUGUGCAGCCCUAUUGCCCCCCCAUGCAGCGCUAUUGCCCCCCAGCCCCCUACUGCCCCCAGUACACCAAGAACAUCUGCAAGCUGCCGCCGACAUGCCCCAAGUACUAG
Messenger RNA from Gavia stellata (red-throated loon), 327 nucleotides. RefSeq names its product putative small proline-rich protein 5. The coding region runs from base 1 to 327 and encodes 108 amino acids. The record is from RefSeq and is a predicted model, not a curated record. NCBI's taxonomy places the organism in Eukaryota, Metazoa, Chordata, Aves, Gaviiformes, Gaviidae. The transcript is spliced from 2 exons.